AAACGAGAACUCCCCAAAUAUAUUUCUAAAUUUAACCCAACAAAACAUUUUAGUAAAUUGCUAUUGGCUGUAACGUUAUUCGCGUAUCGGUUAUUCAAAAUAUCAAAGUGUCCAGGUCUUUGCAGUGUCAUUGGCAAGAUCUAGAAAGGAAUCCAAGGAUCUGGAGCAGCUGGAGGACCUAGGAACACAAAACUUUAGAACUCGUUUAUUUUGUUCUUUCAUUAGCAACGUACACGGCUCAGAGGUUGUUUUCCGAGCCCCCUUUUCGGUCCACUGUUUCGAUUUUAUGUUUUUUCAGUCUUUCGGAUUCCAUCAAGGAAAGCACAGUCCCGUUUAUAUUUUAAUAUUUUUUAUCAUCACAUUUUAUGUUGGUGAAUUUCGUUCUCUUUUUGGAAAAUUUUUACAUUUCGGUCUUGGAAGUGACAACUCAAAAUCGUAUAUAGUUUACGUGAUUAAUUUAAACCAACGCGUAAUCGCCGAGUUCCAAAUCUUCCAGCGUGGUGCGUUGUUAUCAAGUGGCAGCGUAAGUUGUUGAAUCUCUAUUAGGAAUCAUUGCCAUUUUCAAGAACAUAAUGCGUGGACAACUGCUGCUACGUGGCCCCGCCUUGGCGAAACACUGGUGCCGCCUGCGCUACCGCUCGCCCGCCACCUUCCGCAUGGAGCAGAUCCGCUUCGCGACUGCCGGUUGCUCAGAGACCGUCAAGGGCGGCAAGGGUCUCGUACUGGGCCUCUACGAAAAGGAGUCUGGCAAGGGCCCGCGCCUCACCCCCGCCGGAGAAAAGUUCGACGACCGUGUCCAGGGCAAGCUGACGGAGCUGGUGUGCGAAACGAAACUGACCGGCCGCCUUGGUCGCGGCAAGGUCUUCAACAACAUAGACGCAGACUUCCGGUCCGUUUGCGUGGUGGGCGUGGGCCUAGAAGGCAUUGCCUUCAACGAGCUCGAGAUGCUAGACGAGGGCAUGGAGAAUGUCAGAGUGGCGGCGGGGAUCGGUGCCAGAUCCCUGCAGAGCAUCGGAUGCACGGAGGUGCAUGUGGAUAACAUGGACUAUGCCGAACAGGCCGCAGAGGGUGCAGCCUUGGCCAUUUGGCGCUAUGAAGAGAACCUGGCCAAGAAAUACCGCAGCACCAUACCAAAGCUGGAGCUCUACGGCUCACCCGACGUGGAGUCGUGGACGCGGGGUCUGUUUAAGGCCGAGGCCCAAAACUUGGCCCGGCGUAUCUGUGACGCGCCGGCCAACUGCAUGACCCCCACCAUCGUAGCCCAGACCGCUGUGGAUGCGCUCUGCCCCUGCGGCAUCACUGUCGAGGUGCGCACCAUGGAGUGGAUAGAACAGCAGCAUCUCAAUUCCUUCCUUAUGAUUGCCAAGGGCAGCUGUGAGCCCCCUGUCCUCCUGGAGGUUGCUUAUUGCGGCACCGCACCCGAGGACAAGCCCAUUUUGCUGGUGGGCCAGGGCAUAACGUUCAAUUCCGGAGGUCUUAACCUGCGCGCUUGCAAGGGCAUGGACGAGUUCCGUGGCGACCUAACCGGAGCGGCAUCAAUCCUGGCCGCUAUGCGGGCGGCAGCCGCCCUCUCCCUGCCAAUCAAUAUCACGGCCGUGAUACCGUUGUGCGAGAACCUGCCCUCGGGCAUGUCCUGCAAGCCUGGCGAUGUGGUCACACUGCUGAACAGCAAGUCCCUAGCCGUCCGUAACAUUAGCCGCACCGGUGUGGUGGUCAUAUCCGAUCCCAUGCUCUACGGCCAGAUUACGUACAAGCCUCGGUUGGUGGUGGAUAUUGGGUCCAUGUGCACAGGCAUCAAGAAGGCCGUCGGCGGUGGCGCCACCGGCAUCUGGUCGAAUUCGCAUUACAUUUGGAAACAGUUCCAACGGGCUGGAUCUCUUACCGGGGACCGUCUCUGGCGGUUCCCCCUGUGGCGCUACUACAAGGACCGUGUUGCCGAGCACCUGAGCUUCGAUCUCCUGAAUGAUGGUGAUGGCCAUGCCUCGUCCUGCCUGGCGGCUGCUGUAUUGCACGAACUGGUUCCCUGCAGCGACUGGGCCCAUUUGGACACCUACGGCACCGGAUUGCUGAGCACUUAUGGACUGGUGCCUUAUUUGACAGCGGGACGGAUGACCGGAAGACCUACAAGAACCAUCGUACAAUUCCUCUACCAGAUGGCUUGUCCGGAGCAGCCCAAAUAGUUACGGAUAAGCCCGCUUCCCUCUAUCUACGAUUACGUUUUUGUUGGUUGUUUUACCUCGCCCUUGGCCCCGGACCUCUAUGUAUGGCUUCAAUAUUGUACGUAUAUGUCUGUAUAUCAGGACCAGUCGCUGCAGCGAUCGUAUUUUUAACCCAAAUGACUGAAUACCCGGAACUCGGGAAUCAAAUCGUGUUCUAAGUUUUAUGUAGUUUAUGUUAUGACUCGGCCAAGUGCCGGGGCCAAAUGGUCAGAAAAGCGAGUGUCUAAAUGCCAAAAACAUUAUUCCGAAAUUCUACCAGAUAAAUCAUUGUAUAUGUAUCCAAAAACAGUUAAAAUUCGGCACUUGUAAGAAACAUGUAAUAAAAUUGUAGGAACGUUAAA
Molecule: messenger RNA, 2560 nt
Organism: Drosophila ananassae
Lineage: Eukaryota; Metazoa; Arthropoda; Insecta; Diptera; Drosophilidae
Product: cytosol aminopeptidase
Exons: 2
Coding region: 573-2180 (535 amino acids)
Biological process (GO): proteolysis
Cellular component (GO): cytoplasm
Molecular function (GO): metalloaminopeptidase activity; manganese ion binding
Source: RefSeq, a predicted model, not a curated record